Molecule: messenger RNA, 1584 nt
Organism: Penicillium psychrosexuale
Lineage: Eukaryota; Fungi; Ascomycota; Eurotiomycetes; Eurotiales; Aspergillaceae
Product: MIP/aquaporin family protein
Exons: 3
Coding region: 1-1584 (527 amino acids)
Biological process (GO): glycerol transmembrane transport; water transport
Cellular component (GO): plasma membrane
Molecular function (GO): water channel activity; glycerol channel activity
Source: RefSeq, a predicted model, not a curated record
AUGGAAAGAAGAUAUGCCGGAGGAAACAAACUUGCAAGGACGAAGUCCGAGUCUGUAGACACACCUACCUCGCCGGCGAGGAGCACCCGUUCCCGAGCGGACGAAUCAUUCGUCUCACCCACAAGGGUCUCCUUCGAUGAAACUAGUAACGGCACUGAUGUCCGACGGCGUAGCUCAGCGACCUCUAGGCGGAGCGUGUUACCCAGUCUCGUACCACGGACCACGCUCGCAGAGAGGACUCAGGGGGAGUUCAUUGUCACUGGCCCUGACGAGACAACUCAGUUGCGACUUUCCCACGAACCAUUCGUCCAACCAGGUUACAUCGACCUGAACCCUUCCUACGAGCAACCUGCCAACGCCAAGCCAGUAUGGAGUUUGGCAAAACCGUUGCCUCGAGUGGUACGGCCGGGCAUGGUACCAACCAAAGCGAAGCUGUUGGAAAACCAUGCCUCUGCUCAGCUUCCAGCGGAGAAUUCGCAGAAGCUCGGGCUUGACAUUGACCCCAAUGAUAUCGAGAGGGGCCAGAUCCAGAAGUUCGCUGAUCCACGGAAGAUUUCGGCGCAAGUUGAGGAUGCUCGCUUGCAACGUGAGAGCAACAUAAUGAACAAAAUCCUUAGCGGUGGUGCUGGAUCUAGCCGAUUAUCUCGUACUUCGUCAAUGCGCGGGAGACAACCCUCCGAGUGGCUUUCACCUAAUGCAGCAAAGCUGUCCUCUGUCGAGGAAGGGGAGGAUCAGCAUCAGCCUCCGAGCGAAGAGCCUCCGCAGGACUUGCGCGAGGAUAAUUUUACAAUAGGUAGUCUUGACUUUGAUCACGAGGCUUUACCUGAGGAUCUACAUCCCCUUGUACAAGGGUUGAUUGAGGAAGAGGGCUUUGCCACUAUGUCGGGAAUCUACAUCUCCGGAGGUGUUUCUGGUGCGCACCUCAACCCGUCUAUCACUAUCAUGUUGUGGUUCUAUCGUGGCUUCUCAAAACGGAAGAUGCCAGAGUAUUUCAUAGCACAGUUCGUCGGGGUCUUUUGCGCUGCGCUCACCGCGUACGGGAUCUAUUACCAGUCAAUUCAGCACUACCUCAGUAUCGACACAAAUACGGAUACCGGCAUUAUCAACAGCUUUGUAACUAAUCAGCGCGAAGCCUGGAUUGGGCCUGCCACUGCCUUUUUCAACGAGUUUUUAGGAACCAUCGUGUUAACCACCACUAUUCUUGCCCUUGGUGACGACCAAAACGCCCCUCCCGGUGCUGGAAUGAACUCUCUCAUUAUCGGGCUCGUCAUCACCUGUUUAAUGAUUAGCUUCGCUUACCAGACUGGCGCUGCAUUCAACCCAACCCGUGACUUUGGCCCACGCCUUGCCCCUCUGGCACUUGGCUACGGCAGAGACCUCCUUUCGAAUCCGUAUUGGUUUUAUGGGCCGUGGGUGGGUACCAUAAGUGGUGCCUUCGCUGGUGGCUUCUUAUAUGACUUCAUGGUUUUCACCGGCGGCGAGUCCCCAGUCAAUUACCCUCUAGAGAGGACUCAGCGGGCGAUGAGAAAGAGCCGCAUGAAAUGGAAACGUCGACUGCAUCUAAGGGAGAAAGUAAAAGCAUAA